Fraxinus pennsylvanica is the source of this 585-nucleotide messenger RNA. The record is from the annotation of a GenBank genome assembly. NCBI's taxonomy places the organism in Eukaryota, Viridiplantae, Streptophyta, Magnoliopsida, Lamiales, Oleaceae.
AUGAGGUCGCGGGUGGGUGAUCAGUGGAUCGUGGCUAACUUGGUUAAACACCCCGAUAUUCAAUCCAAGCUUUACAGUGAGAUAACUGGAAAAUGGCGUGCGUGGUACUUGAAGGCAACCCUGUUAGAAGCCCUAAGGCGCCACCUGCCAGGGCACUUCGUGUUGCCCCAUCGAGUAACAAAGGAAGUUGAAUUGGAUGGUUAUAUGAUCCCAAAGAACAGGCUUGUGAAUUUCAUGGUAGCAGACCUGGUUUGGGAUCUAAAAGUGUGGAAGGAUCUAAUAGAAUUCAAGUCUGAUAGGUUCUUAGCCAAUGGUGGGGAGGAGUUUGACAUAAUGGGGAGUAGAGAAAUCAAGAUGAUGCCAUUUGGUGUUGGAAGGAGAAUAUGUCUCGGGUGGGGUCUGGCUCUGCUUCACAUGGAGUAUUUUGUUGCUAAUUCGAUUUGGUACUUUGAAUGGACAAGUAUUCAAGAGCCAACAACAAGUCUUGGUUCUGACAAUAUUGAAAUGUCGGAGAAGCAAGAGUUUACGACUGUUAUGAAGAAUCCAUUGCGAGCUCGAAUCUCUCCUAGAAUGUCUUCAGUUUAA